Molecule: messenger RNA, 842 nt
Organism: Salvia splendens (bonfire salvia)
Lineage: Eukaryota; Viridiplantae; Streptophyta; Magnoliopsida; Lamiales; Lamiaceae
Exons: 5
Coding region: 181-555 (124 amino acids)
Source: RefSeq, a predicted model, not a curated record
UUUAUUAGUAGUAAGUACAAUGUUAAUCGUUUUCAGUUGGGAAAAGGUCCGCAAUUCAGUAAAUUCUACGCAGAUUCUGAGCUUUUUCAAUUAGAAUCUGGUCAUCGGAAUUGGAAUUGGAAUUGGAAUUGGAAUUUCACUCUCGGAAAAGAUCGAUAACAGAUUCAAGAAGAUAUUAAGAUGGCUGCCUCCAAAUAUUGCACGAAAUUUUCUGUGAUUACAGUUUGGGCUCUGUUGUUUUUACUAAGUUCCGAUCUUAUUCUUGCCAAGUCUCGAGUCCCCAUCUCUGACGCGGAGACUCGGCAGAAGAAAAACGAAUGCUAUUCAGACAUUGAGAGCGGAUUGUGGGGUGAGCGCUGCACGUCUUCGACUAUAGCUAAGGAGAAUUGUGUUUUACAAUGCCUUUCGCCGAUUUGUUAUGAGCUCAUCUACGAGAGUGAUCCAUUGGAAGAAGGGGAGAAAGACAUCACCAGGAGUUCGGAGUAUAAAUAUUGCAUGCACAGGGCAUCUCUCGGAGAAAGCUUAGAUGGCAUUAGAGGAUCGUUUGACCAUUAGAAUGUUUGAUGCAUCUCUGGCAGUAGCAACAAAAUGGUUUUCGUAGCAAUGAGCUCUGCUGCUUAGUCGGCUUCUGUAUUUUCUUUUAUCAUGUAGUAAUUUCUUUCUUGAGCAGAUUUAGCACUCUGUACAACUGUUCAUUAUUAUUUCUUCUCCCAAUUAGAGAUUCUUUAUGAUGGCUUUAUUGUAUAUCACUGAUGAGGAAUGAUUUUCAAGCUUGAUUUCGCUCGAUUUGUAGAUACAUAGAUCUUCAUCUUUCAUAAGGAAUCUAUAUUCAUUAUUUCAAA